Messenger RNA from Moneuplotes crassus, 1422 nucleotides. The record is from the annotation of a GenBank genome assembly. Lineage: Eukaryota; Ciliophora; Spirotrichea; Euplotida; Euplotidae.
AAAAAUGAGCCAAAACAGUUCAUUCACCAGGAGGCCAUUUACUCGUUUCAAAGCUAAAAGUCCUGACAAGUACUACCUCUCAAACAAGUUCAUGCUUGACAUUAGCACAAUGAAUGUUCCGACAUCGGUUGAAAACGUAAAGAUUUCACCAGUCUCAACGAAAAGAGCUACCAAGGCAAAGUAUAAUAGCAUCGAGAAACUAAUCGAACACAAACUGAAGUUGCUUGCUAAGGAUCUCUAUCAAGAGCUUUACGAUUCCCUCUCAAAAAAUUUCAGCAAAAAGUUUAAAUGUGAUAGGUGCUUUCAAUCUAAAACCAAGUAUGUAACUCCAGAGAAGUCCACAAGGCAAGAUCAGGUCAGGAAAUCAGUCACAAAUAACAGAGAAAAGAUGAUUCCAGAUGAUGUCUUUGAUAAAUAAGUCCUUCUCUGGUUUCAAUUCUUUCAAGGCAAAAGAUGAGAUGAUUUGUAGCAAAAAGGCAAUCCAGAAGAUAUCUGUGAACAAACUUCCUUGUAAUUCUGCCAAAAAAGUCCCAAAAUCUGCCCAAAAAGCUAAAAACAGGAUUAGUAUUAACUUAGCUUCCUUGUCAUCAUGCAGAGGAGAUGUUCUUGAUGAUAAAGAUCAUGAACAGACUAACCCAUCUCUGAUGACUGAAAAUAAACCUUCAUUAUUUUCGACUAGAAUAGUUGAAAGACAAAAUUAUAAGCCACUUGACUUAUCAGAUAACGCAGCGGAUCCUCAUGAGAAGUGUCAUGAAGCACCCUGUGGCAACUUGUGACCCAAAUUGCCACCCCAAUCUCAAAGAGAGAUUAUAUUUGAGAACUCAGGAUAUCGUAAGGCUCACAAGAAAUCUGCUAUCUCUAUAUCUAGCACUCACAUUGGCCAACUUUGUUUGAAAAAUGGGCAAAAGACCUUCUCUGUAAAAAGAGACAUUCAGGACAAAUAAAUACGCCAUCGAAGCCGACUGGUGGCACCAGUGGUGCGAUUACGUAAAUCUAGAGCAUUCAGAGCAACAAGUAAUGCUAAAAUUGAUGAAGAACAUCCCACAAGUUCAGAGUUACGAAAAUUUAGCAUUUACUAAGCACCAAGGAGACGAAGAUUCCAUUGACUCUGAAAAUAUCACCUCGAUUGUAGAAGAGAUUGGACAUAUCUACAAAAACAAGAAAAAAAGUAAAAUCUCAUGAAAAUUGCCCAACAGAAGCAGAGGCGUUCCUUCAGAUUACAUUAUGCAAUUAAACACUGAAGAUCUAUAUGAAAGACCUGGUGAGAUCUGUAACCAGAAGAUAGCAGCAGUCGAUGAGAAAGGUCAACUAUGCAUCAAAAAUGAUUGCUGUGAGUCAUACGACUACGUCCUAGUGAACAUAAACACCUGGGAUUAUCUCAAGAGAUGGUACAACUACGACAUUGAGCUAGAAGUUAAAUAA